CAGGAUUCUUAUCAGUGCAGAAAUACAGCUUCCAGGUGCUCCUUGCCAGCUGUAGAAUAACAGAUACCAAUACUGGGUGACAAAGCUUUCUUUUCACAGAUGUUCCUGGAGGCUGAAGAUGUUUUGUGGUUGGGAUAUUUACCUCAACUCUGCUUAUUUCUUUUUUUUAAGUUUUUCGUAGGUCUGGAUAAGAAUUAGGACUUGGGUUUUGAAGUGUUGGAACAACCUGCUACUGCCCAAGUCAUGACGCUCCCAUUUCGAAAGGACUUGGACAAGUACAAAGAUCUCGAUGAGGAUGAAAUUCUUGGCAAACUUUCAGAAGAAGAACUGAAACAACUGGAAACUGUUUUGGAUGAUCUUGACCCUGAGAAUGCGCUGCUGCCCGCAGGCUUCCGGCAGAAGGACCAGACUGCCAAGAAGGCCUCGGGUCCCUUCGACAGGGAACGGCUCCUGGCCUAUUUGGAGAAGCAGGCACUGGAGUACAAGGACAGGGAAGACUAUGUGCCUUUUACAAGAGAAAAGAAAGGGAAAAUAUUUAUUCCCAAGCAAAAGCCUGUACAAUCUUUCACAGAAGAAAAGUUCUCUCUUGAUCCAGAACUGGAGGAAGCCUUGACCAGUGCCACAGACACAGAAUUGGGUGACCUCGCAGCAAUACUGGGAAUGUCCAACUUGAUAACAAACAAUCAGUUCUGUGAUGUAGUAGGAAGCAGUAAUGGGAUUGAUAAAGACAGCUUCUCAAAUAUAGUAAAAGGUGAAAAAAUGUUGCCUGUUUUUGAUGAACCACCAAAUCCCACAAAUGUGGAGGAGACACUGCAGAGGAUUAAAGAUAAUGAUUCUCGUCUUGUUGAAGUUAAUCUAAAUAACAUUAAGAACAUACCAAUUCCAACGCUGAAAGAAUUUGCAAAAGCCUUAGAAACCAACACACAUGUGAAGAAUUUUAGCCUGGCAGCCACCCGAAGCAAUGAUCCUGUUGCUGUUGCUUUUGCAGAUAUGCUGAGAGUAAACACAAAAUUAAAAAGUUUGAACAUAGAAUCAAACUUCAUCACUGGAGUUGGAAUUCUGGCAUUGGUUGAUGCACUGAAAGACAAUGAAACGUUGACAGAGAUCAAAAUUGAUAAUCAGAGGCAGCAGCUGGGCACAGCUGCAGAAGUAGAAAUCGCCAAGAUGCUUGAAGAAAACAACAAGAUCCUCAAAUUUGGAUACCAUUUCACACAACAGGGACCUCGAGCCAGGGCAGCUGCAGCUAUCACAAAAAACAAUGAUUUGGUUCGGAAGAGGAGGGUUGAAGGAGACAAUUAGCAAAGCUGAUGCCAGAACAGCAUGGGCAGCACCAUGGAGGCAAUCUUGGACAACAUUGACCUGGGUUAGAAGGGAAAAGACUGGAAACCCCAUUCCAUUUAAAGCAAGGCAAUAGAAUCAUCUGCUGGUAUGCAGCACGGUUUUGGGGUGGAUGGAGACACAAUAACUGUGCCAGUCUCUGUACCAUAGGUUUUGAUUGGGUUUUUUUGAAGAACUUUUUUUGUAUUUCAAGACUUUGUCUGUGCUUUCUACUAAAAAUGUAAUUGCAAAUCAAUGGUAUAAUUGUCUGUACUCAAAGAAUGGGACAUUUGAGAUCAUUGGGCAGAUGACCCAACUGAAAUGUUUGUAAGAAAAUCUGGGUAUGUGUAUUUACAUGGGGGUAUGUAUAUAUUCCUGACAACAAUGCCUUAGUAAGAAGGGAUUCUUCACCCAGCAGCUGGACUUGUGUAGAGCUGUUCAGCUUUGUUCAUAUGCACUGAAGAGAAAUCUUUCACAGCAAUGCUAUUUGUAAUUCUACUGUUUUGUUUUUUUAUUUGUUCUUGAUACUGUAAUCAAGUUCAAAGACAUCCUUUAAAGCCAAACACAAAUUGGCUAAGGACUUCUCCCAAGAGAUUAGAGGGACUAAUGCAAGAGUGGAAGCCUUGCAAUGCAAGAAAAAAAUUCUGGAGCCUUGCAAAAUGAGUCUUUCUGUUACAACUAAAUCCUUAAAGUCUUUUUCCAAAGGUCCUAUAACUGUGUCUUGCUCUGUAUCUAAACUGGAUACGUUUUAGACUGAUUUCAUGUGUUCAUCACCAUUAUUUAGUUUAUAUUCUUUGUUUAAAAAUUGUUAUCUACAUUCAUAAGUAUCAAUUUCUCUAGAAGUAGUGGACAUUCAUAUUUAAAAUUCUGCAUAACUGUACAGGAAAAGCAGCCUUAACUGUAAGACCACUGAACUAAGUUGCGUUACAUUAAGCUAUUUGUACUUCAUACAAAUCUAGCAGUUUUUAAUAAUGAAGUAAUACUUUUAAGAAAGGGUUUUUCCAUUCUAUAUCUGUCUUGAUGUCGAAACAUACCUAAGACAUGCAAAAACUAACCAAUAUGUAGUGUCAAAUCUCUAGGGCACAGUCAUUGUUAAAGUGUUUAAAGUCCUAUAAGCAAACUAAUAAGGCAACAAGAAUUACUUCAACUUCUGUACCUAAUCACAGUACACUUUGAAAUAAGAAAAUCUAGAAGCUUUUUGGUGUAGGUCUAUUUGGACUGUCUUGUACUAGUUUGCUUCGAGAUCACAAAAAUGUUCUACAGGACUGCUUAGUUGUAUUUAUAGCAACAGAAAAUUCAACUGACAACUGUUUGCAUCCAAAGAUCAUAAUGUGGUGAGCUUUUAUGUGUAGAAAACAUGUUGGAGUGACAAUUUUACAUCAGGUUGUAUAUACUAUAAAAACAGAGCAAGUCUCUGA
Cinclus cinclus is the source of this 2735-nucleotide messenger RNA. Its product is annotated as tropomodulin-3. Gene Ontology annotation, biological process: myofibril assembly; pointed-end actin filament capping; muscle contraction. The transcript is spliced from 9 exons. The coding region runs from base 244 to 1299 and encodes 351 amino acids. Gene Ontology annotation, molecular function: tropomyosin binding. Gene Ontology annotation, cellular component: striated muscle thin filament; myofibril. Lineage: Eukaryota; Metazoa; Chordata; Aves; Passeriformes; Cinclidae. The record is from RefSeq and is a predicted model, not a curated record.